AUUUGUUCUUCUUUGCGCAGAUAUAUCUCUUUCAUCUCUGAGUGUCUCCUUUCUCUUACCCGUGUGAGGAGCCCCACCAAGAGCAGGAGACGUGAAGAAAGCGGGCGGAGCCUGGUGACAUCAGAGAGCAGACAUGUGGGCUGUGAUCAGAAUGCGCACUUUUCGCAGAUCUACUCGGAACGCUGUUUCUAGAAUGAGAAAACCAAAGCCAAGAGCAUCAGCGAAGCAACGAUCUUUGGAGAGGCACUUUGGCUCCCGGCAACCCACCAAAAACAAAUUUCUCAACGCAAUCUACUGGGGAAUACGUCGAUGUCAGUAUUUUUUGUGCUGCUACGAUGAUGAGGUGGAAGAUGAAUUGGAGGAUGCGUCAGCAAACCCUUUCAAUACACAACCUCCAGGCCUUGAUCAGCUAGUUCAGUUGACUGGGUUCAAUCGGAAGUGGAUCAUGUUUAUGUAUAGGAAUUUUAAGCAGAAAUGCUCAAACGGCCGAAUGACAGACUCCCAGUGGCGUAUACUAUUCAGGAGUAUCUUCCCACAAGCCAACGACUCUGCAUUCAUUGAUCGGCUCUAUGCAGCAAUUGUGAAGAAGAAGCAGCACCCGCAGAUCACUUUUGAGGACCUUAUCCUUUGUCUCUGGGAACUAUCCGAGGACGGGAAGACUUCGGAAAUGGGAAAUUAUCAUAUCAAUUCAUCGGCUCGGGCUCAAUUCGCCUUUCAGCUGAUGGAUGAGGAGGGGAAGGGACGAGUCGAUGAGCCCGGUUUCUACAAGUAUACCCGUUGCGUUUUCGCAUUGACAGCUGUGAACAAACCAUGCACUGACCAAAUUAUAGAUGCCUCGACUAUUGGUUUGCCAGCCAGUAGCAUUUAUCGAUCUACAUCGGUGGAUGACGUCUUGAAACCAAUGUCUCCGUUGAUUGCGAGGUUUUCCUCGAAAAGAUUCAAGGAACUCGAUACAGACCGCGACGGGUUCAUCACAGUGAGAGAUAUUGAGCGAGAACUUGAAAUUCAAAAAAACGAGGCGAUUUGUCUGAAAUCGCUGAAAGAUUUUUCAUUUGAAGAUCUGAAAAAUGAAGAAGACGAUGAUGAUGAAGACGAUCAGGACACUAAUCCACUGCUAUCUGAGAGUAGCAGCUUCAAGAAAGACGUCUGAGCUGGAGUUUUUCUUGAAAACUCGAAAAAAUUCCAAAUUUUGUCUUUUCUAUAUGUAUGUAUUUAUUUUUGUAUCCGCAUAUCAAUAAACAUUAUUAUCUUCC
Molecule: messenger RNA, 1253 nt
Organism: Caenorhabditis elegans
Lineage: Eukaryota; Metazoa; Nematoda; Chromadorea; Rhabditida; Rhabditidae
Gene: ncs-6
Product: EF-hand domain-containing protein
Exons: 8
Coding region: 134-1150 (338 amino acids)
Molecular function (GO): calcium ion binding
Source: RefSeq, marked reviewed